AGCUCUUCUAACGGAUAAAAGGAGAAGGGAGUUGGGAGAACUCGCUCAUUCUCCGGGUCUCCAGCGCAGCUUCCCCAAGCUUUUUAGGGGUGAGAGAUACGGAAAACGUCCUCAGAGCAGCCAUGUCCCGGUCUGUGAGUUUCAGCUCUCGCUCCGUGGCCAUCCCAGGGAUCAGCCAAGUGCGGGUCAGCACCGUCUCCUCGACCCGCGGAGGAGGGGGUGCUGGCUUUGGCAGGGCAGGUGGCUUUGGCAGCUCCAGCCUCUAUAACUUCGGCUCUGCCAGCAAGCGGAUCUCCCUCGGUGGAGGUGGCAGCUCCUACAGCACUCGCUCUGGAUACGGCUAUGGCGGUGGACUCGGCAUGGGAAUUGGCCCUGGGGGCAUUCAGGAGGUCACCAUCAACCAGAGUCUCCUGACGCCCCUGAAUCUGGAGAUCGACCCCAGUAUCCACCAAGUGCGGAAAGAGGAGAAGGAGCAGAUCAAGACUCUCAACAACAGAUUCGCCUCCUUCAUUGACAAGGUCCGGUUCCUGGAGCAGCAAAACAAAAUGCUGGAGACCAAAUGGAGCCUCCUCCAGGACCAGAAGACCUCCCGGAGUAACAUUGCUCCCAUGUUUGAGGCAUACAUUAACAACCUGCGGCGUCAGCUGGAUGGGUUGUUGAAUGACAAAGGGCGUUUGGAGGGCGAACUGAAGAACAUGCAGGAUCUUGUUGAGGAUUUCAAGAACAAAUACGAAGACGAGAUCAACAAGCGUGCAGCAGCAGAGAAUGAGUUUGUGGUGCUCAAGAAGGAUGUGGAUGCUGCCUACCUGAACAAAGUGGAGCUGGAGGCCAAGGUGGAUGCGCUGACGGAUGAGAUCAACUUCCUGAGGGGUCUCUAUGAAGCGGAACUUCAUGAGCUGCAGGCCCAGAUCUCUGACACCUCUGUGGUCCUGUCCAUGGACAACAGUCGCAACCUGGACCUGGACAGCAUCAUUGCAGAGGUUAAAGCACAGUACGAGGAGAUUGCCAACAGGAGCCGAGCAGAGGCCGAGUCCUGGUACCAGAGCAAGUACGAGGCGCUGCAGGUCACUGCUGGGAAACAUGGAGACGACCUGCGCAACACGAAGAAUGAGAUCUCAGAGAUAAACCGCAUGAUCCAGAGGCUGCAGGGUGAAAUCGAGAACGCGAAAGCCCAGCGUGCCAAGCUGGAGGCAGCCAUUGCUGAAGCCGAGGAACGUGGUGAAAUGGCCAUCAAAGAUGCCAAGGCAAAGCUGGAGGAGCUGGAGGCAGCUUUGCAGAAGGCAAAGCAGGACAUGGCUCGUCAGCUCCGGGAAUACCAGGAGCUCAUGAACGUCAAGCUGGCCCUGGACAUUGAGAUUGCUACCUACAGGAAGCUGCUGGAGGGAGAGGAGAGCAGGUUGGCUGGCGAUGGAAUUGGCAACAUCAACAUCUCUAUGGUCAGCUCCAGCGGUGGAGGUGGCUAUUCCAGCUCCGGUGGAUUUCUGGGAGGAGGAAUUGGAGGAGGCCUUAGCCUGGGAGGAGGCAUGGGCAGCGGGGCGCUCGGCUUCUCCCCUGGGGGUGGCUCCAAGUCCUACACCGUGACCACAACCUCAUCCACCAGGAGAAGCAUCAGGAAAUAAACUACAGGAACCGAAAUCAGCGGUACCCAAAUACAUGGGGGGAGGGAAACCAUAGAAAGAAAAGUUGUGGUGUCUUUUAUAGGACAAAUUGGCUGCAAAAUUUCUGCAGUGAUGAAUGAAUUGCAGUAAGACAUACCAGAGUACCUGACCCUGCCACAUCAUGCCUAAGGCUUGAUCCUGCACUGUUGAACUCGGUGGGAACCAUUCCACCAAGAGCAGGUUCAAGCCUGUGGGGUGAAAUUUCACCAGUGAAGCAGGCGGGAUAACGCUUAUGUUACUUGUGUGCUUGGUACCCCCUGCUCAGGGCUGAAUUUCACCCUUUGAAGGGCAAAGCAAUCAUUUGAAUGGCAAGCUUUUCCGCAUUUCUGCUGUGGUUUUGCAAAAGAGACCAGAAGAUUAUCUCCCCCUGAAUAUCAUUUGGAAUACCUUAUACCCUUGGGGUCCUUGGAAAAUGCCAGCUCUUGUUAAGAUUUCAGUCAGGGUUUGUUUUCUUAAAAUGUACCAGGAAGAAAAUGGUGAAAUUGUUUUGGAUUUUUCCUUAUUUUCUUUGGAAGUUGGCCCAGAAGUGGAAUUCAGCAGAUCUCCUCUGAAUGAAGCUAAUUUCAUACCGAAGACAAUGCAGACAGAUUUACUUUCAGGCUCUUUAUAACAAAAUGACUCCUAAACAAGUUGCCUCAGUCAUUCCCUCCCCCUAAAAGAAACCUAAAGUGUAAGGGAUAUAAAAUUGCUUACAAUUAUAAGUAACACACCAAAAUGGGAGAUAGCAUUUCCCAUCCUUGGACGUCUCUGUUUACCGCUCUCUAUUUCAAAGCAUAACUAGUGAUAUCUGAUGUCUCUACUACAGCUAGGGAAAAAGCGUGUUUUGUUGAUGCAUCAUUACAAUAACUAUUUGUUCCUGCCAAAAUGUGUCUUCAACUUAAACGUGCCAGGGAAAUAGGUUGUUACUACAGUUGGAGGAAAGAAAUAUUAAGUACUUCAAAAAACUUCAAUAUUAAUAACUUCAAGAAACUACACAGAAUUGCUGUAUUGCAUGCUCAGCUGUAUCCUAGCAUUGUAUCUCUGGUUGAAGUUUUCUGCCUUUUGGUCUGAGAGUUUGCCACGAGUCUGUUAAUAAAGGUUCCCUAUUGCAUGCUG
Messenger RNA from Dromaius novaehollandiae (emu), 2753 nucleotides. RefSeq names its product keratin 7 (gene KRT7). The record is from RefSeq and is a predicted model, not a curated record. Bases 123 to 1619 code for a protein of 498 amino acids. Gene Ontology annotation, biological process: intermediate filament organization; keratinization. NCBI's taxonomy places the organism in Eukaryota, Metazoa, Chordata, Aves, Casuariiformes, Dromaiidae. Gene Ontology annotation, molecular function: structural constituent of skin epidermis. Gene Ontology annotation, cellular component: keratin filament. The transcript has 9 exons.